CUCUUUUAAUCAGGGAAUCCCAGUCGUUCGUUCAACAACAGCGAUUGCACUAAUUAAUAGCGCUGCACCAAGCAGUGUAGAUAGCUUGAGUUGCACUGCACAUACCAAGCACUCAGAACCCUACGUACCAGCCCGCGCCAUCCGAGGAAUCCGCGUAUCCGCGUAUCCGCGUAUCCGCAUAUCGACUCGCGCAUCUUAAGGUUGGCAUUUUCGGAGUCCGACUCUUCUAACCUCUGCGUAGUCGUCGUCAAUCUCAACAAGAUGCGCGUUUCCGUCAGGAUAUCGAUGGUCCUUUGGGCCGUCGUCUUCCUGUCGUUGGUUUGUUACAUUGUGUCACGCCUGCUCUUCUUUAAGCAGCUUUUUUUCGCGCACGCGGGCAUCGCAAUCACCCAAGAGCAAGUAGCAGCCGCCUACAACGCCACCGACAGGACGCGGAUCCAGUACAUUCCCAAAAUCGUCCACCAGGUCUUCCACAACUGGCGCGAUCCGGGCAAUGACACGUUGCCGUCAGAUUGGGUCGCCGUUCGCCAGAACUGCAUCGACAUUAACCCCGAUUUCGAGUUCAAGCUGUGGACCGAGAAGACGUCGCGCGACUUCAUCGAGGCCGAGUACCCGUGGUUCCUGAGCACAUACGAUGGUUACCGAUACAAAGUGCAGAGGGUUGAUGCAGUCCGAUAUUUCUUGCUGUUGCAUUAUGGAGGCAUCUACAUGGACCUUGACAAUGGCUGCAAGGCUGACCUGACUCCCACCCUGUAUUAUCCCGUGUGGAUCACAGAUGGGGGCCGAGGCGCCCUGAGCAACAACAUACUCGCGGCGCGACCGAACCAUCCCUUCUGGAGCCGCCUCACGCUGUCGCUGAUCCGCUACAACUGGAACUGGGUGUUCCCGUACAUCACCAUCAGUUAUGCGAGCGGCCAGUGGUUCGAGACGGCGAUAUGGGAGGAGUACCACGCCUUGCUGCCAAAGCCCGAUGCAAACUCGGCCCACGAGCACCGGCUCUACCGCAUGAUGAUGGACGACCGGCCCACCGCCGACCCCUGGGUGUUCUUCACACAGGAGCGGGGCGGUACCUGGGUCAACUGGGACAAUCGCAUGUUCUUGUUCAUUGGCGAUCAUCUGUUCCUCUUCCUGGUGACCAUCUUUGGCAGCAUCGGUCUUGUUUUCUGGCUGAGCACUCGCCUUUUGCGGAGAUACCGCAACGGCUACACCCGCCUGAAGAGCGUUAACCCAUGAUUUUACGACGACAGGAAUCACUGGGGCGGAUCCAGUCAGGUUUCUGGAUGAACACGGAAGUUAAUACUUCCAGCGUGAACACGGACAUAAGACGGACAUCGUCUCCGAUGUUCUCGUUUGUGUAAUACAUGAG
Messenger RNA from Canariomyces notabilis, 1366 nucleotides. Its product is annotated as glycosyltransferase family 32 protein. Gene Ontology annotation, biological process: mannosyl-inositol phosphorylceramide biosynthetic process. Lineage: Eukaryota; Fungi; Ascomycota; Sordariomycetes; Sordariales; Chaetomiaceae. The transcript is spliced from 3 exons. Gene Ontology annotation, molecular function: mannosyltransferase activity. The coding region runs from base 286 to 1233 and encodes 315 amino acids. The record is from RefSeq and is a predicted model, not a curated record.